GUGAUAUUAAAUUUGUUUGUCUAAGCAUGAGAAAGAAGUGCGUAUGCACAUUUUUUUGAAAAAUAAUGAAUGAAAUUACACUGAUCUGUGCUCGUUGUGUUAGAAUUGAGACACGUAAUGACGCGACGUGAAAUGAGUGUCAAAACAAGUACAAGUGUGUUGAAAUCUAUUUCAUAAAAAGAUGAAGUAUUCAAGGUGAAUGAUUCUCGUCGAAAUGGAUUCGGCGGCCCAUGGUCCACAGGAUGAAGAAUUACUACAUCUUACAUUUUCUACGUAACUAUAUUACCAAGAAUUUUUCGAACCAACCUACCGAAUCAAAGGAAAAUAUAAUAAGAAUCUUCAAAUAAAUUUUUUGAGAAUGCAGCAUACGAACGACACAGAGGGCUUGGACCCACUAUGGCUGAAGUCUUACCUGCAUUGCGUGUCGCUGAUGAGCGACACACUCAACAUCUCGGUGAGCGAAGACGUCUGGCUUGCCAUGAUCUCCGUCAACUUUAACAGCGCUUCAAGCGGCGGCAGUUCAAACUCACUUCCAAAUGACAAUGCCUAUGAUACUCCCAUCCCAAGAAUAGAUACUGGCAAUGAUAUUAAUGACUUACGGUACGUUUCUCACCCCAGCAUUCUCAAUGAUGACACAUCUGUUCCGGCACUCGACCUUAUCCCGCCAGAGGGCGCACAUGUGCUAGCCGUAGUGUCGAGUUACUGUGUUAGUAAACUUAUACCGCAGGACCGACCAUUUCUGCUCCCCUGGUGGCAGCAAACUUUGUGGACGCUCGUUUUCGGCGUCAUGCUCGCCGCUGCCAUCGGUGGCAAUGCGCUCGUCAUGUGGAUUGUCUGCGUGACUGGCCAUUUGGUUCGGCGUACUGCGUCUUCAGCAACACCGUCGCUAACAUCACCAUCGCCGCGUCGGUCUUCACUCUUAUGGCGAUAUCAUUCGACAGGUUUUCUUAG
Molecule: messenger RNA, 951 nt
Organism: Hyalella azteca
Lineage: Eukaryota; Metazoa; Arthropoda; Malacostraca; Amphipoda; Hyalellidae
Product: neuromedin-K receptor
Biological process (GO): G protein-coupled receptor signaling pathway
Cellular component (GO): plasma membrane
Molecular function (GO): tachykinin receptor activity
Source: RefSeq, a predicted model, not a curated record